AUGUGCGAAGGACGUUCGUUUUGUUUUAAAUGUAGAAGACCUUGGUCCACUGAUACAACAAAUGAAAGUUCGUCAGAUCAAGAUAAUGUUAUACAUAUUUGUCCGGCUGAACAAGAUAUACGUAGUAAUGCAUUAGAUGGACUGCGCUCUUUCUUUGGUAUUCGGCGUUUUAGCAGGCAAAUAUCUGGUCAGAAUUUAAUAAGAAAUGGCCCUCAACCAAAAGUUUCUGAUAAUAUUUUACCAAUACAUUUAAAUACCUCGACUUCUAUGAAGGGGAAGCGUUCCCAUGUACUGAGAUCUUAUCCCAGUUCUAACAACUACUCCAAUGAUACUCGAUUAUCUAUGGAAGAACUAUUUACAAACGUAGAUCUUGAGAGUGCUAAUACUACUGCUCCUGUUUCAAAGGAAAAACAUCCGAUCUCUGAAUAUGAUGUGGUUAACUCUUCUGAAUCAUCUCCCAAAAUAAAGAGACGUCCUUCCGUAGAUUCUAAUGAUCAAAACUCCUUAGUGAAACCCUGUCCUAAUUGUAAAACUCUCAUACAAAAACUUAAUGAUGGAAGGUGUAAUUCUAUGGUAUGCUCAAUUUGUAAUUAUGAGUUUUGUUGGUUAUGUUUACGGGAAACUACAGCAACUCAUUAUUUGAAUUUUUCCGGUUGUACUGUAUUGGGUCGCAGCCGAUGGUCAAAACUUCGUCGUGUUGUUACUGUUUGUAGUAUAAUGUUAGGUACACCAAUCCUGCUUCCACUCACAAUUGUCAUAGCACUUCCUGCUUUAUCAAUUAACUUCACUGUACUCAUGACCAAACAUGUUAAUUGGAUGCUUCUUUCGAAAUCCAAACAUUUAAGACGGUUUGUUCUAUUCUGGGUUGUAAUCGCUGGUCUCAUUGUGUUCCCAGUACUAACAGCCGUAACUUUUGGCCUUUUAAUUCCCGUUGUUUUGGGUUAUGUGUAUUUAUACCUCCCAAUUAGUUUGUUUCGAUCCCUGAUAAGAGAUGAAAGUGAUAUUCUUUCAAAACCGACCGAACUAGAGAAACUACAAUCAGUAAGCCCUAAUCUGGAAAGCGAGUUCAAGGCAAAGAAUGAGGAUAUCAGAUCAAAUGAUGGAAGCUUUAGUGAAUCUAAAAUUGUCGUAGUAGACGAAACAGUGCCGAUGGAACGUGAUCAGACAUUAUAG
Schistosoma mattheei is the source of this 1173-nucleotide messenger RNA. NCBI's taxonomy places the organism in Eukaryota, Metazoa, Platyhelminthes, Trematoda, Strigeidida, Schistosomatidae. The record is from the annotation of a GenBank genome assembly.